This is a messenger RNA of Penicillium robsamsonii, 1881 nucleotides long. RefSeq lists its product as uncharacterized. The transcript has 4 exons. Gene Ontology annotation, cellular component: nucleus. Bases 1 to 1881 code for a protein of 626 amino acids. Lineage: Eukaryota; Fungi; Ascomycota; Eurotiomycetes; Eurotiales; Aspergillaceae. Gene Ontology annotation, molecular function: transcription cis-regulatory region binding; DNA-binding transcription factor activity, RNA polymerase II-specific. Gene Ontology annotation, biological process: regulation of DNA-templated transcription. The record is from RefSeq and is a predicted model, not a curated record.
AUGAAGCCAGAGCAAAAGCGAAGCCCACCAAAGACACGAGCGGAGUUAUAUGUACAUGUCUCGCCAGCAAGAUGUAUUCGUCUUGGGAAAAGGUGUGAGCCAUCAGAGUCGGUUCGCAAGCGUAACCUUCAAACAAACCCAGUCGAUGCGUCCGAUACGCGCAUCGCUCGGUUGGAGGACAAGAUGGAGAGCUUGUUAUCUGCAAUGCAAUGUUUCAUCGGUUCCACAGGUGGUCCUGGGUCUUCGGCCAACAUCCUACAACCCCCGUCCCUCAACGGGGACAGCAUUUCGUCAGCCACGUCUUAUUCAAAUAGCACUCUGAUAACCCCCACGAGCACUAAUCUGGGCUUCAAUGAGAGGCCUACAUACUCGACGGGAUCGAUUACCACGGAAUCGUUGAAUCCAAACCCGCCAUUUUUGUCGCAUCCUUAUCCCCUAUCGCCCUCUACCCCAUCGCCAAAUCAAACAGAAGAACGGCUUAAUUUCUUCCGAACUCGAAUGCUGCCAUAUUUCCCUUUCCUCAACUUUACGCCAGAUAUGACAGGUUGGUUUCUCCGCCAAAACAGGCCAUUCUUGUUCCAAGCCAUUCACACCGUUACCACAUUCUCGACACAGGAGAGAUUGAUUCAAGUUGAGGAACUGAAGCGUCUUCUCUUCACUUCUGCUCUGAUCAAAGUCGAGUCAAACAUAGACCUGCUGCUUGGAUUACUGACUUAUCUAACAUGGAGUACCGACGCUUUUCUUGGCAGGGCAGACCUAAUCUCUCGUCUCAUGAUGCUCGCAAUCUCACUGGUAUAUGAUUUGCGGUUGUUCAAACCAUCCUCGCCAGGAGUAAAAGUCAUGAUGGCUAUUACCCAGGGGGAUUCUGACAAACAUGACCACAGUUUCGAGGAUGAAACGCCCUACUGCGUAUUUGAAAGGCAACGGGCGGUAUUGGCAUGUUUUAUUUUGAGCUCCAAUGUUUCGUCUCACCUUGGGCGUCAGGAUGCUAUACGAUGGACUCCACAGAUGGAAGAGGCGCUUCAACUCAUCGCAACAAACAAGUCAUGCGCCGCUGAUGAGUUGUUUGUCGCUCAAGUGCGCUUACAACGGUUGAAGCAGAGAGCGGAGGACGUCCGACAGCAGGACGAAACAAAUUAUGCUCGCACAGGAACAGCCCCAGCGGCCUCAGUUGCUCGCAUUUUAUACCUGAAGACUUUACGAAGGGAGCUUCAUGAUUUAAGAUCUUCAUUCCGCGCAGAUCUCCAACAGAUCGACAUUCUCAAUACACACACGCAAUAUGUCGAAUUAUACAUCAACCAGCUGGCGUAUUCUAUCAGCCAAGAUGCACCGCUAGAUCUAGCUGGACGAAGGGGUGGAGGUGCCCUGCUGGAAUUUGAACGCCUCGAUUGCUUGUGGCAGUCCGUCGAGAAUAUCAAAUCGUGGCUGGACAAUUUCUACCAAAUCCCCAACUCAAAACUCGUCGGCCAACCCUUUCACUUCUGGUCCCAGAUGAUUCUGAGUAUCACCCUAUUGAAAUACCUCUCAACCCUUAAAGACCCAGAAUGGGAUUGCCAAGCGGUGCGAAAUACAGUUCACCUAAUAUCGACGAUGGACUCUAUGCGCCAGAAGCUCGAUCUAAGCAGCAAGGAGCCGGAACUUCAAUGCCACGACCAUCUACUGAAGUUUUUAUCCAAGCUUUUAUCUAAAUGUCAGGUGUGGGCUGAAUCUCGGUGGAGCAUAGGUUCUCAGAUGGGAAACGGUGACACCAGGCCAUGUCAGAGUGACUCCCACAAUAGCCCUAUCCCGGAUCUAGAUCAGAUGGUCUGGAUGCAGUCUAUGGAUUUGGGAGAUGACCAGUGGUUUGAAAAUGUACUGGGUAUGCCCGCGACAUUUUACUAG